Messenger RNA from Frieseomelitta varia, 3012 nucleotides. Its product is annotated as RING finger protein 121. Gene Ontology annotation, cellular component: Golgi membrane; endoplasmic reticulum membrane. NCBI's taxonomy places the organism in Eukaryota, Metazoa, Arthropoda, Insecta, Hymenoptera, Apidae. The record is from RefSeq and is a predicted model, not a curated record. The transcript has 8 exons. The coding region runs from base 107 to 1117 and encodes 336 amino acids. Gene Ontology annotation, molecular function: metal ion binding; ubiquitin protein ligase activity.
GGAUUUGCACCACUGUGAAUAGAACUUUACAAUGUCUCCAAAGAGUUUUUGAUGUAUUAUGUCAAUUUAGUAAAAUAUAUUUUAUAAGUGAUAGUUCUUAAUACGAAUGACUAUGCAUUCACACGUACUCCCAAAUAAGAGUGAAGAUGAGAUGACGGUAGAAGAAAAAUGGAGGGUACAACAUAUAAAAAUGCACGAACAACAUCUGGGACAUGAGUCAAUGCAUGCAGAAAUGUUGCUUAUUUUGUUAGGAACUUUGUUAGUAGCACAGAUUAUAUUAGUUGAAUGGAAGAAAAUACAUUAUAAGUCAUAUCAGCUCGUUACUUUAAUUGCUAUGUGGAUUAUUCCAUUUGGAUUAAGUUUAAGAAAUCAUUGGUGGAGGUUUAUAUUUCUGUGGUUAGUAACAUCUUGCAUAACAGGAUUAAUAGUAAGAAAGGCUGUUCAAAAACCUAUAGCAGGUACAACACCAAGAUUGGUGUACAAAUGGUUUCUCUUUAUUUAUAAAUUAAGUUAUAUGUUAGGUAUAAUAAGUUACAUCAUAAUGUUAGCCACAUUUUUUGGUUUACAUUUGGUGUUUGAAACUAAGCCACAAGUAUGGAUGGAUUGUGGUUUACUUUUGUUAUUUUAUGGGCUUUAUUUUGGUGUAUUGGGAAGAGAUGUUGCAGAAAUAUGUGCAGAUAAAAUGGCUUCACACAUCGGAUAUUAUGUGCCAGGCCAUAUGCCAACAAGAACUUUAGAACCUGGUGUGUGUGCAGUAUGUGGAAAUAGACUUUUAGUGUCAGAAAAUGAACCUGGUGUUAUUGAAAACACAUACAAACUUAGUUGUGAACACGUGUUUCAUGAAUUUUGCAUCAGAGGAUGGUGCAUCAUAGGAAAGAAACAAACGUGUCCCUAUUGUAAAGAAAAGGUUGAUCUCAAGAAAAUGUUCUACAAUCCAUGGGAACGACCUCAUGUUUUGUACGGUCAGUUAUUAGACUGGAUCAGAUGGUUAGUUGCUUGGCAACCGUUAAUUUUGCUUCUCGUUCAAGGUAUCAAUUGGGGCCUAGGCCUCGAACUGCCGGACGAUAGUGACAACGGAAAUGCGAAUACAACGAGACUAGGGGUCGAUAUACAUUAAAAAACACUGUAAAUCCUUCAUCGAUGCAUCGUUAAUAAUUACGUGUUGUAAUUAUUCUUCUUCACCAAGAAAACCAACGGAAUGAAAAAAGAAUUGUUAUAAUCCGGCUUCAUUGAUGCAAAGAUCGGACAAGGUGUAAAAAAACGGAGGACACGCUUUUAGAGUCGAAGUUUUGCGGGCUUGAAAGAGAGAGAAAUAAACAGUGAGAACUCUGUCAGUGAUGUUACUAAAAGUUUUUAAUUAAUCUCUCAUCGUUACUCGUUUAUAGCAAAAAACAACGUUUUUUAUCACAUCACGCAUUCGUAGGUACUAUUAUUUCGGACUUGUAGCGAGAGCACCGGAUACUUUUGAAGAUUGCAGGAGAAAAACCUGAUAAAUACUGUGAAAGCUCAUGUACAUAGUUGAGAAUGAAAUCAAUUUGCUGGGACCAAUUGAUUGACAAAAUUUUGUAAAAAAAAAACUAUCAACUAUUAACACUAGAAUCACCGAUGACGAAAGCAUAGUGAAACAUUUAUCUGAGAAAUAAUGAAAUCUCGAGGAAUAGAAAAAACGUUUCUAGUAUGAAUGAAGAACACAAGGCUUUUAUUUACACAUAUUUUGUGAAAUAUUACUUUCUAAAAAUACACCAUUUGUAAAUUUAUAAAAUCAUUAUGUAGAGUUACUAUGUAUAAAAUUAACAUGACUUGGUCAUCUUGACUACUCUGGUAGUUCUAGUGUUAAGCUAGGUAGUUAGAUAAGCAAUAUUUAUAUAUAUAUAUAUUACGGAGAGUGUUACGAUUUUUGAUUGAAAUUCUUGCCUUUUGUGCGAAAGAAUGGAGAACGUGACUUAUCGUGUUCUUCCUCUGCAAUCUUUGCCUACAAUGUAUAACGUAUAUGUAUAUAUAUAUAUAUAUAUAUAUGUAUAUAUAUAUAUAUAUGUAUAUGUAUAGAAAUAUUUAUUUAUACACUUAAAUCUAAAAACCUCUUGCUAUUGUCAUGAGGAAGAAACUGUACGACAAGGUGAGAGAGACAAGAGGUGUGUGAUGAAGAACAUUUACAAUUAUUAAAAAUAAAAAGAACCGAUCUUAUUUACUCGAACAAAAUAGACACGACAGAGGUUUGGUGAGAGAGAAAGAGUUUUGUUUUUUUCUUUUUCUUUUGAUUGGGUUCAGACGCCACGAAUACGAUGGGAAUACAUCGGGAUGGGUCAAAGGGUAGACAAUCACAAACACGGGGAAAUUUUAUAGAUAUAUUUAUUGAGUACUUAGCGUGUAAGAGUAUAGAAUAUAUGUUACCCUUAUCAAUUAAAUAUCAUUACAUGGUAAUCAUUAUAAUAAUGAUGUAGUCUUUAAAAUAAACCUCGCGCGGACAGGUUUGCGCGCGUGUUUUUGCUUGUUCUUUUUCUGUGUGUUUCUUUUUCAUCUCUUUUGUUUGCUCUUUCUUUCUUUCAUUUUCUUCGUCUUCAUUUUGUUUGUGUGUGUAUGUGUGUGUGUGUGUGUGUGUGUGUGUGUGUUUUCUUUUUGUCGAAGAGUUAUUUACAUAAUGAUCGCAAUUAAUUAAUAUAUAUGUACAAUCGUUGACGAAAGGACAAGAACGGAAAAACAGUGCACAGAGAGAAAAAACGGACGAACUGCAAAAAUUGGCGUCCCCAUAGAACCUUCCUCCGAGUUAUACACACUUUCUUUUAUCAAUCCAUGUUCCGCGAAUCUACUUGAGGAAGGAAUCAUUGUUCGAAAUUUUUUUCUCUUUUUUCCUUUUUUCUUUUUUCUUGCUUUCACGUCGCUUUCUAUCAACCGUACUCUGUACGAAAGUAUAAAGGGCGCUAUUAUCGAGGUGACUGAAUGAUGGCGUGGCUCAUUUUCUCUGUAUGAAACUAUCGCUAUAUGUAUAUUGAUAAUUUGCGGACAACUCAAAAA